AUUGACUCUUGCGUACUGGUAGAUCUGCUCCUUGCUACCUUUACUCUUGUGUGCUGCGCUAGAAUUCGAUUUAAUACUUGGUGACGCCUAACCAGAAUGAUGGCCAGCCUUAUGAGCUACUUUGGUGGGCGGAAGGACACGAAGCAGGCAGCGAGGGAAGCCAUUGUCGGGCUACGACAGCAGUUGCAGCUGAUAGAGAAGAAGGAGGAAUAUCUGCAGAAGAAGAUUGAGGAGGAGACGAGGAAGGCCAAGGCUAAUGCGGUGACAAAUAAGAAUCUCGCAAAGCAAGCACUGAUACGGAAACGGGCACACGAGCAGGAAUUGGAUAAACUGGCCGGCUCGCGACUACAGUUGGAGUCGCAGGUCAACACACUCGAGUCCGCCAACUUGAACGCGGAGACAAUGACUGCUAUGAAGAAGGGUGCGGAUGUACUGAAGACGAUCCACGGCAACAUGACGAUGGAUAAGGUUGAUGCAACGAUGGCUGCUAUCGAGGAGCAGAGAGCUAUCGCGAACGAGAUUUCCGAAGCAAUAUCGAAUCCCAUGAACGCUGGAUUAGACUACGACGAAGAGGAGCUGAAACAGGAAUUGGCAGAGUUGGAGCAAGAUCAGUUGAACGAGCGGCUGAUGGAGGCCGAUCAUGUACCAGUGCAUGCUCCAUCUGGGGCAACUCGCGUCGAAGAGGCGCAUCGGACAGCAGUGGAAGACGACGAAGAUGCACAACUCAGGGAAUUACAAGCCUCUUUGGCUAUGUAGUUUGUCGGGGUUUCAGGUAUAGGACUGCACUUCUGUUUCCAUUGUAUAUGAUCUAUCCCUCUGUCAUCCCACCUACGUUACACUAUUCCCGCCAUUGCGUGUGUGUCAGUAUUAUUUGUGUUAAUAUACCGUCGUGUCCCGCUAUGCAAUGUACCAUGUUUUCU
Gloeophyllum trabeum ATCC 11539 is the source of this 920-nucleotide messenger RNA. RefSeq names its product Snf7-domain-containing protein. Gene Ontology annotation, biological process: late endosome to vacuole transport via multivesicular body sorting pathway; vesicle budding from membrane. Bases 97 to 756 code for a protein of 219 amino acids. The record is from RefSeq and is a predicted model, not a curated record. The transcript has 5 exons. Lineage: Eukaryota; Fungi; Basidiomycota; Agaricomycetes; Gloeophyllales; Gloeophyllaceae. Gene Ontology annotation, cellular component: multivesicular body; cytoplasmic side of plasma membrane; ESCRT III complex.